Molecule: messenger RNA, 504 nt
Organism: Dentiscutata heterogama
Lineage: Eukaryota; Fungi; Glomeromycota; Glomeromycetes; Diversisporales; Gigasporaceae
Source: the annotation of a GenBank genome assembly
UUAUUAUCACAAAGUAACAGAUUUGCGAUAAAUUCUCUCCAAUUUCAAUUGCUUACAGAAUCUUUAGAUUCAGAUCAAAUUAAAUCUGAAUCUGAUAUUGAUAUUGAUCUAUGUUAUGAUGAAAAUCUUGUCAUGUCUAUUAUUUCUAAUUAUUUAAACAAUCCAUCUCGAAUUAUAAAUGUUUAUCCAAAAUCAAACCACUGGUACUCAAAUAUUUUGUUUAAUUAUGAUAAAAUUCAGUUUCAUCGAACUUUGAGAAUGAAACAAUCAAUGUUUUGGAUGAUUAUUAAUAAAAUAAAAACCCAUAAAAUUUUUAAAAAUAUUUCACAAAACAAGCAAAGUCCAAUAGAAAAACAGCUUGCAGUAGUUUUAUAUAGAUUAGGUGGAAAGGCGACAAUUUGGAAUAUUUGUUUUAAAUUCAGAAUUGCAAAAAUUACUGUUUCAUUAUUCAUAUCUAGGGUUAUUAAGGCUUUAAAAGAUUUAAAAAAAGAUGUUAUUGUCUAG